Messenger RNA from Xylaria bambusicola, 1716 nucleotides. RefSeq names its product Dehydroquinate synthase-like protein. Bases 246 to 1655 code for a protein of 469 amino acids. NCBI's taxonomy places the organism in Eukaryota, Fungi, Ascomycota, Sordariomycetes, Xylariales, Xylariaceae. The transcript is spliced from 5 exons. Gene Ontology annotation, molecular function: 3-dehydroquinate synthase activity. The record is from RefSeq and is a predicted model, not a curated record. Gene Ontology annotation, biological process: antibiotic biosynthetic process.
UCACUUAUCCCAUCCCAAAAGCCUAUGUGAUGUUAAUGAACUACCGGUAGUCAUGACGGCAUCAUGCAUCCCGUAGAUUUGUUUCUUCCUAUGAUCGCCGACCAAGACGACAUGCCUCUGGGCCGGCUUCGGAAGUUCAAAGUCAUUUUCAAUAUGUCUUGACCACUCCUAAAGUACUUUAUUUAAUGCUCUCAGGCUGCUCUUUUGGUUGACUUGUGCUUCGUAUAGACCCUCACGCCAUAAUCAUGUCAGACCUCAAAGCAACCGUUCGUGAAACCGACGCCGGCUUCCAUGUCGAGGGCUAUGAGAAGAUCGAGUAUGAUUUCACCUUCGUUGAUGGCGUUUUUGACAUCGCCAAUCCUCAGCUGGCCAACUGCUAUCGCAAAUGGGGCAGAGUUCUUGCCGUGACAGACAAGAAUGUCUACGCCCUCUACGGCCAAAAGAUGGAAGAAUACUUUAAACACUUCAAUCUAGAUUUUAAAGUCCAUCAGACUUCCAUUGGGGAGAAAGCGAAGACUAUUGACACGUUCCUUAGUAUUUGCGAUUCGAUGACGGAUUUCGGCAUCAUUCGAAAGGAACCAGUUUUGGUCGUCGGAGGGGGUCUCGUCACCGAUGUUGCUGGAUUCGCAUGCGCCGCAUACCGCCGUAACACGAACUUCAUCAGGGUGCCUACGACGGUGAUAGGUCUCAUUGACGCGAGCGUGAGCAUCAAGGUGGCCGUGAACUACGGUCGCUACAAGAAUCGCUUAGGAGCUUAUCACGCUCCCUUACACACCUUCCUCGACUUCGGCUUCUUGCAGACACUCCCUGUUUCCCAGGUUCGCAAUGGUUUCGCAGAGCUGAUCAAGAUCUCGUCGUGCGCGCAUUUAGAAGUCUUUGACCUGCUCGAUAAAUUCUGUGAGCAGUUGAUUGGCACUCAUUUCGGACGUAUAGAAGGAUCUCCGAGAGACGUUCGCAUGGCUGCGGAUAUCAUCAACCGCGAAGGUAUUUAUGAGAUGCUAAAGCUCGAAUCUCCCAAUCUCCACGAGAUUGGAUUAGAUAGGGUGAUUGCCUACGGCCACACGUGGUCACCACUCCAUGAGCUCAUUCCUGAGACACCUCUGCGCCACGGUCACGCGAUCUCAAUCGAUAUGGCGUUCUCUGCCACUCUUGCGAAUCAAAGAGGACUCCUACCAGAUGGUGAUCACCAUCGCCUCCUAAAGCUUUUCUCAAGAGCUGGCCUAUCUAUCGAUCACCCACAGUUUGAUGAGCAUGUUCUCGACAAAGGCACUGCAGCCAUUCUAAAGACUCGAGAUGGGUCGCUGCGUCUAGCUGUUCCGAGUCCUUUGGGCUCUUGUGCGUUUAUCAAUGACGUUGAUCAUCAAGAAUUGCUAGACGCUCUGCGCAAACACAAGUCAUUAGCUAAGACAUUCUUACGUGAGGGUGCGGGAAUUGAGGCGCAUGUAGAUAGCAGUGACACAGGCUAUACAGACUUGGCAGCAGAGAAUAACGGUGUCUGUGACACUGUGAAGACAGCGGGAAACAAGCCAAUAAUUGCUCAAGACGGAAGCAUUAAGAGCAAGGCGCCUCGGAAUGGUUUGGUAAAUGGGCACGACGGAGAUGCACCCCGAGCAGCUAUUAGUAGCGUGGAGAAUGAGAUCACGGCCCAGGCAUAAUAAUAGAGGAUAGAAAUAUUGCUCGCCACAGUUAAGGCUUGAGCUAAAUAAUGAUUAAGAG